ACACACACACACACACACACACACACACACACACACACACACACACAGACACACACACUCACUCAGAUAGAAUUAGCGGCGAGGACGAGUCUGAACAGGAUGUCUGUUCGCAGUCAGCUGACUGGCUGCACGCCUCCACUUCCUACCCGAUGACCUCUGACCUCUGACCCCCUCAGACUGCAGCUGCAAACAUCACCUUUAAACUAAAAUGGAGCCAUUCUCCUGUGAAACAGACGGAAGACUCCUGUAAUCAGUGAGCACGCUGAGGAAGAGGAGGGGUGAAGAUGACGACGUGAGGGGGCGGAGCCUGCUGAUGUGUUGCAGGCAGAGCUGAGCUCUGAUUGGCUGUUCGUUGUAUAAAAAGAGAAAGUUCAGAAAGUUUUUCUUCUUCAGAAACUCAGUGGACUUCAGGAGGUCUCACUCUGUCAUCAUCAUCAUCAUCAUCAUCAUCAUCAUCAUGGCCAACUGGACCGACUGUCUGAACUUCGGCAUCUCCAUCGCCAAACAGGCCAGUGAGAUCGUCCUGUCGGAGUUUCAGCAGCAGAAACAAGUGAAGCUGAAAAGUUCUCCGGCUGAUUUGGUGACGGAAACUGAUCAAAGAGUCGAGAAGAUCCUCAUCUCUGCCAUCAGGAACAAAUAUCCACAACACCGGUUCAUCGGGGAGGAGUCUGUAGCUGCCGGUGAUCGUUUGGAGCUGACCGACAGUCCUACCUGGAUCAUCGACCCCAUCGACGGGACUGUGAACUUCGUACACAGGUUUCCAUUUGUGGCCGUCUCCAUCGCCUUCACCGUUAACAAGCAGACGGAGUUUGGGAUUGUGUACAGCUGUGUGGAGGAUAAACUGUUCUACGCUCAGAGAGGAAGAGGAGCGUUCCUGAAUGGAGAGCCGCUGCACGCUUCCGGACAGGAAGACGUCAGCAAGUGUGUGGUAGUGACGGAGAUCGGGGCGGAGCGUGAUGACCUCGCUCUGUCCACCAUGACCUCCAACAUCUUUAGACUGCUGAAACUACCUGUACACGGUAUCCGCGCGUUGGGCACGGCAGCAGUCGACAUGUGUCAGGUGGCGACGGGCGGAGCCGACGCCUACUAUCACAUUGGGAUGCACUGCUGGGACAUCGCCGCCUCCGCCAUCAUCGUCCAGGAGGCUGGAGGCGUUGUCAUAGAUACGGACGGCUCGGAGUUCGACAUGAUGUCCAGGAGAGUCGUCGCUGCGAGCUCCUCUGCCGUGGCCAAUCGUAUCGCUCAGGUCGUCCAGGCGUUUCCCUGUCGCCGUGACGACGAGGACCCCGCAGGUGUGUGUGUGGAGCAGCAGGUGUGAACGGAGAACAGGUCAACCUGAAAACACUCACGAUGUUUUCUGAUCUUCUGGAUUCAGCUUCAUCAUUUAUUCGCAGCCAAGUUCUCACCGGCUACCGGCUGGUUUCAGACGAGCGAUUUAGCUGCUAGCAUGAAAUCUGGUCGCGCCGUUAAAACGUCAGGAAUGUCUAAACGUAAAUAAAUAAGUGAAAACUGCAUUAUUGAUUAUUGAUUACACGGAGAAAUCUUUGUGUUUCAGUUCGUAAAAAAACACACAACUGACAUGAACUGGCCACUCAGUCCGACAUCAGAAGCACUGCGUGUUGUAACUGGAGCUGUGGGGAUUUUUGUGAAAUGUAAUAUUGAUUAAAUGAUUAAACAUCAUUUUGAUCCAC
This is a messenger RNA of Siniperca chuatsi (mandarin fish), 1691 nucleotides long. RefSeq names its product inositol monophosphatase 1-like. Gene Ontology annotation, molecular function: inositol monophosphate 1-phosphatase activity. The coding region runs from base 458 to 1318 and encodes 286 amino acids. The record is from RefSeq and is a predicted model, not a curated record. Lineage: Eukaryota; Metazoa; Chordata; Actinopteri; Centrarchiformes; Sinipercidae. Gene Ontology annotation, biological process: inositol metabolic process; phosphatidylinositol phosphate biosynthetic process; signal transduction. The transcript has 9 exons.